GAAUUUCUUCCCAUUUUAAAAUUUUUUUAUGGAUAAUGAAGAAAUAAAAAAAAAAAAAAAGGAAUUUCGGAAUCUCUGGAUUUUGUUUGCCCGCCUUGAUGGCCGAGAAAGAAAUAAAGAUGGGAUUUUUAAGCUCCACCCAGAAACAACUUACCCUGUUGCUGAGUUCAGUCCAAACCCUUGUAAUCGCUUCUCUGAUCUCGACACGUGGUGAAGAUCAAAGGAUUUGAGGAUCAUCCCUCAUCUGAUUGGACAAAAUGCAGAUGGGUUUUGGUGUGAAGGUAGUUUUAGCAAUGCCCUUUUGGAUUUUAGGACUAACCACCAAAGAAGAACACACUCCUCAACGGUUUAUGUGUUCUAUUUUGGCCACACAAGAACAGAAACUGAAAAGAAACGAGAGAUUCAGAGGGAGCUAUGAUGGUGGAAAAUGAAGCUCAAACUCAAGCUGCAGCAGCCAUGGAUGAAGAAGCCAUUUCUGUGGAGCUUCCUGCCCCAGCUACCUGGAAGAAACUGUUCAUACCCAACAAGGCAGGUACACCUAGGAAGAGUGAAAUUGUAUUCAUUGCUCCAACUGGUGAAGAAUUUAGUAGCAGAAAACUGCUAGAGCAGUACUUAAAAUUGCAUUCUGAUGCUCCUGCGAUAUCCGAGUUCGAUUGGAGCACGGGUGAGGCACCUAGAAGAUCUGCAAGAAUUAGUGAGAAGGUCAAGGCGACUCCGCCGAAAGAGGAGCCUCCGAAGAAACGGAGUCGAAAAUCUUCUGGUUCUAAGAAAGACUAUAAGGAGGAAGCCAUUGCAGCUCCCUUAGUUCUUGAAGAAAUUGAAAUGAUUGAUGUAGAGGGGAAUGAGAAGGAUAAAGACGGUUCUGAUACUCGUCGAGCUGAUAAUGGAGAUAACCCGAAAGACGAACCGAAGGAAAGUGAAAAAGGAGAUGCUGAUCCAGACAUAAGGAGUAAAGAUGAGAGGGGUUGUGAUGCUGGUGAAGGUGAAAAGCAAGAUCAAAAUGAAAGUUCCGAUGUAGUUGUUAACUCUGAAUUUGUCGGUAUCGACGAAACGAAUGAAAACGGUGGCGAAACGAACGGUCAAGAUGCGAUUCAAGUGGAAACUGAGGGAUUGGAAGAAGCUGAAAAUCAAGGAAAUGAAGUAGCAGAAAUAGUCAUACCUACUGCAUACUUUGUUGCUGUUGCUAGUGAGGUUAACCAAUGCAUAAAUGAAAACGAAAACGAAAACGAAAACGAUCCUGGCGAUGUCGCCGUUCAACAAGCGAACGGAGUCAUGGAGGGAGUUAAACAGAAUGAUCAGAACGAAACUGCAGCCACACCAGACAAUGUGACUAAGGGUAAUGAAGAUGUUUCAACAAAUGGUGCAAAAUGUAACGUUGAGGCCGAGGACCGAAGCGUUGAACACGAUAACUUGAUGAAAGAAAAUGGUAAGCUUUAACUAGGACGAUCGAUGGAUCGAUGCAGUGCAUAUCACAACUAUCUGCUGACUUUUUGGCGGUCUCGACGACUCGAUCUUUGUAACAAGCGUUUACGCUCUCCCAUGGUGACGGUAGCUUUAGUUUUCGUAUGUAUUUACCGAAAAGAGAACUUGUAGUUGUUAGAUUUAGAUAUUAGAAUCUGUAGCUUUUGUUCUUUUUUCUCACCAGACUUCUUUUGACUGUAGAAUGUUAAUGUUCAUCGGCCUUCUAAUUUAA
Cucurbita moschata (crookneck pumpkin) is the source of this 1693-nucleotide messenger RNA. Its product is annotated as methyl-CpG-binding domain-containing protein 11-like. Gene Ontology annotation, molecular function: DNA binding. The transcript is spliced from 2 exons. NCBI's taxonomy places the organism in Eukaryota, Viridiplantae, Streptophyta, Magnoliopsida, Cucurbitales, Cucurbitaceae. Bases 415 to 1437 code for a protein of 340 amino acids. The record is from RefSeq and is a predicted model, not a curated record.